This is a messenger RNA of Tremella mesenterica DSM 1558, 2025 nucleotides long. RefSeq lists its product as uncharacterized. The coding region runs from base 163 to 1923 and encodes 586 amino acids. Lineage: Eukaryota; Fungi; Basidiomycota; Tremellomycetes; Tremellales; Tremellaceae. The record is from RefSeq and is a predicted model, not a curated record. The transcript has 3 exons.
UCCACUUGUUUGCUUUUAGCUACUGGUAGCUUGUCCAGGUUUUCUGUCUUCUCACCGACUUGAUCAAAAAAAAAAAUCACAGCCUGGUAGCUUGUGUGUCAUUUGUUUCAAGGAAACUUUAUAAUACGACCCAAUCGAAUCGGAGUUGGAUAAAUAAUCAAGAUGAAUACCCAAGGUGUACAGGCGACACCCCGAAAGAGGAAAGCCGUGGAUCCUCCCACUCCCAGUAGUGGUAGCAAGAGCAAGAGACGAGCUCCAUCAACUCCUAACCCUCCCUUGGCACCUUUCCCAACACCCCCUGCUACCCGACAUCGAAAAUUCGAACUUGAACCAUCUUCCUUAUCCCUCGCAUUCUCAGAGGAAUCCUUCCUAGAUGUACCUGCCGGUCGGGGGGUUGAUCUUCCUACCCAUCUACAGACACUUCUAACUUUACAUCGAUCAUUCAACUUGGCCCUUUCCCUACACAUGGCUACUCAUCCACCCGUUUUACCUCCUCAUUCUCCUUCAACCACUCGGAUACCUUUACCAAACCUGACGAACUUCCUUAACAUCCGUGAAACGGUAGAACGGACUUCUAAUCGACGUUUCGGUAUACCGGAAUUACAAAGAUUAGCUUGGGUAUGGACUUGGGAUGGAACUCCUCUUGCGGAGAAGAAAGUGGAAGAAAACCCUUUUCUCGUUUCUGGUUCAGAAGAAAUACCUAUGAGAGUUUCAGGAAUGGGUUUUUUGAUAACUCCCACUCGAACGUUGGAUACGAAUGGAAGGAGAGUAUACACACAUGGGAUCGGUAUUGAAUUAGAGUUGAAAGUUGGUGAAACGAGACAGGUGUUACAUGGUGGUAAUGAAGGAGGUUUGGGGAAUAAAGGUCAAGGAGGUGGGAUGGGUGCUUUGGGAAGAUGGAGUGGGAAUGGGGAGAUUAGAGAAGAAGAGUUUUUGAAAAAGUUGGAAAAGUGGAUCGAGAUACAUGGAGGGGUUGAGCACCAAGAGAAAAAUCAGCUACCCACUCCUUCAACGACCACCAACCAACGUUCGACAAUACCUCCCAUUCCUCUUUUACCACUUCCUCACCUUCCUUCAUCAGCAUUACUCCCAUCUGCUAACUUAUUCACCAUCUCUUCAUCCUCCCCUUCAUCCGGUCCUUCGACUCCUCGGAAACCCCCAACGGUCGGACCAUCCGGACUUGCAGAUCCGUUCGUUUUGCAACCACGAUCCACGCCUUUAUCCUCAACCCUUGAUCACCUCACCGAAGAUCCCGAAUCGUCAAAUGCCACCUCCAAAACCAAAUCAACCAAUUCUAACUCUGUAGAAGCUCGUCGACAAGCAAUGGCAGAACGUAUAAAAGCACGUUCUCGUUCUUCUCAAUCAUCCCUCCCUCCUCUAGGUCAAUCCCCCGGAUAUUCUCUUAAACCUAUUUCAAACGUUUCUUCAACACAAGAAGAACUUCGUCGUCGAUCUACAUUGAGUCGACUGGAAUCUAUCGCUGAAGGUGUUUGGAUGUUAUUUUCACCUUCUCAUUCUCAAUCUACCAAUAAUUCAGGUCUUUCACCAUCCCGAAAACGAAGAGCCAUCUUGUUAACUGAAGCUGCUGAAAUCGUUGUAAAAUCUUCAAAAACGCCAAUAUCAUUAGCAGAGGCACAAUCAUCUCUGACGAUGUUAUGCGAAUUAUGUCCUUUUUUCUUAACUACCAAAGUUAUCGGAAGACAGGAUUGGUUAGAGAUGCCUUCAUCGACUUUAUGUCCUCCUAGUCCCAGUAAUAAUUUAGAUAGGGUGGUUUUAAAUCCUCCGGUCACUCCUCCUGGAAGUCCGAGUAGAUCAGGGGGGAAGAAAGCCGAGCUGGCUGGACCGGCCAGUCUCGGAAGGGUGAGAAGGCAAGGCGGUUUGAGAGAAGUCAGAGAGAGGAUAAGGAGAGAAUUGGGCGAAUGAGGGUCAUUUCAGCAAAUCUUAUAUCUUGUCAAUUAAGGAACAAAGUACGAAUAGUCAGUCAUCUAGCCACGGAAUUAUCUUGAUGCAUCUUGUUAGUGCUUG